Molecule: messenger RNA, 726 nt
Organism: Pecten maximus
Lineage: Eukaryota; Metazoa; Mollusca; Bivalvia; Pectinida; Pectinidae
Product: tetratricopeptide repeat protein 27-like
Exons: 5
Coding region: 46-612 (188 amino acids)
Source: RefSeq, a predicted model, not a curated record
CCCCUUUGAAGAUUUGAAACUACAUAUUAAUUAUUUACAGGUGCCAUGGGCAAAAGGACGAGAUUCCAGGAGGACGCUAAGGCUCAGUUAGUGCUGAAAGUCCAGAAGGAUACAUCACAGGCUUCUCCAUGUGGAGGAGAUUUGAUACGCUCUCAGGAGAACCUGGCUUUGCCAAAAGACCUGGUCCUAGGUGAUGAUACAGUGCUCGAGGCCAUAAAGUUUGAAAAAGACGAACAAUUUGCUGACAACCUUUCGGCAAUAGACCAGGCUGUUGUGAUUGGGCUGAUGGAGAACUACAGACGAAGUAGAGCUAGCUUUGAAAGGUUGACAGAAGAAGAAUUAGAGGCCUAUGUAUCUUGUAUACUGGCCCAAGUGAGAUGCUGGUCAUCAUCUGUUCACUGUCUGGUCUUGAGAUCGACCUUACAAAAGCGCAGCAGUCGUCGUGUGGAGAGAUCCAUGAUGCAGAUUGAAGAGAUUGUGAAGCAGAUCAGCCGCCCUGAACCUCCAGCCCAGCCCAGACUCCAUCUGUUUUACUGCCAUAGAGUUCAGUCAUCCUGGAUGGUUAAGGUAACAAUACAGCUUGUUGUUGGAGUGGGAGUAAUAUUACGUUGACGGAACAGCUUGUUGUUGGAGUGGGAGUAAUAUUACGUUGACGGAACAGCUUGUUGUUGGAGUGGGAGUAAUAUUACGGUGAUGGAACAGCUUGUUGUUGGAGUGGGAGUAAUA